GCGGUUGAAGGUGACGGCGGCCCCACGGCCGUGCCCGCCCGCCCCGCGUGGAAAGGAUUUAUUUUAAUUUUAGAAGUAGGUCAGUGGGCGGCGCUUGGUUGCUCGGCAACGGGCGGCGAGGUGGUGGGGCCGGGGCGGCGGCGUGAACGGGCGCUGUUAUUUAAAAAAAAAAAAAAAAAUUAAAAAAAAAAUAAAAAUUGUGGGGACGCGGCGGUUUUAAAGCGGUAUUAAUUAACGGGCGGCGCGGUGACGCCACUCUGGGCCGUGUCACCUGGUCGGGGAGGGCCCGUGAGGUGGCGGUGGGACGAGGAGGAAGAAGGAGAAGAAGAAGAAGAAGAAGUCUCGCGGGAAGUAGCCAUAGAGACGGAGCCGCUUGGCCGCGGGGGGAGCGGGCAGCAGCAGCCGCCGCCGCCUUGGUCCUUGCCGCUCCCGUGGCGCCGCGGAGGACGGGGAGGAAGGCGGGAUUAGCGCGGAAGCCGCCGGGGCUUGGGAGCCGGCCGCUGAGGCAGCGGUCCCCGCUGUUCUUGCGCUCUCCUUCCCGCUGCCGGCGCAGGAAGAUAAGAGAACUCCGUGUAGUGGGAGCAAGGAGGGAGUGCAAGCUGGAAGCUGACAAUAGCGACAUGCCCGCUGAAACUCUCAAGUGAGAAAUAAACACUUGAAAAACUAGCAAGCAGCAACUGAAAAGUGAAAAAAAUUCCAGAAGAUUAGAAGGCCGCAUUGUGCAUCAUCACGCUCCCCUCAGAGUAUACCUUCUGCUCUCACCCUCUUGCUGUCACUUCUUUUCAUCCUGGGAGACAGAAAAGUUUUAACCUGGAUCGGUGCCUCUACCCUGUCCAGGCACAGACAGGCAAAGGCUUUUGCUGUUAAAAGAGGGAAGGGGACAAGAGAGUGGGGCCCCACUGAACUGCUUAUGGAAUUACUGUGUUACAUUACACCUACGUAUCUUUUUUUAAUGCUCCAUCUGCAUAACUGAAAUGAGACUGAAGACUUCACUUUCAAAGGAACCAAAACAUAAAGAAUUAGUUAGCUGUGUGGGCUGGACUACAGCUGACGAGCUAUAUUCCUGCAGCGAUGAUCACCAAAUUAUGAAGUGGAACCUUUUAACUAGUGAGACUACUCGAGUAGUGAAACUUCCAGAUGAUGUUUAUCCCAUAGAUCUUCACUGGUUUCCCAGAAGUAUAAGUGGGAAGAAGCAGUCCCAAGCUGAGAGCUUUGUUCUAACAAGUUCUGAUGGGAAGUUCCACUUGAUCUCAAAGUUAGGAAGAGUAGAGAAAAGUGUAGAAGCACACUGUGGAGCUGUACUUGCAGGAAGGUGGAAUUACGAAGGAACAGCCCUGGUUACAGUUGGUGAAGACGGCCAAGUGAAAAUCUGGUCUAAAAGUGGAAUGCUGAGGUCCACUUUAGCUCAGCAAGGAACACCAGUAUACUCAGUAGCCUGGGGACCUGAUUCUGGAAAAGUUCUCUACACUUCAGGGAAGCAGCUGAUUAUUAAACCUCUUCAGCCAAACGCUAAAGUUUUGCAGUGGAAAGCCCAUGAUGGACUUAUUUUAAAAACUGACUGGAACUCAGUUAAUGAUCUCAUUCUUUCUGCAGGUGAAGAUUGUAAAUAUAAAGUUUGGGACAGUUACGGCCGUCUACUGUACAGCUCGCAGCCCCAUGAAUAUCCUAUAACGUCUGUUGCCUGGGCUGUGGAUGGAGAAUUAUUUGCUGUGGGGUCUUUUCAUACUUUGCGUCUAUGCGAUAAAACUGGGUGGUCUUAUGCUUUAGAGAAGCCAAACACUGGCAGCAUAUUUAAUAUUGCUUGGUCUAUUGAUGGCACUCAACUAGCCGGAGCAUGUGGAAAUGGACAUGUCAUUUUUGCCCACGUCGUGGAGCAACGCUGGGAGUGGAAGAACUUUGAAAUAACGUUAAUUAAGAGGAGAACCAUGGAGGUGCACAAUGUUAUUAAUGAUGCAGUAGAUUUGUUGGAAUUCCGUGACAGAGUUAUUAAAGCCUCUUUGAACUACGGGCAUUUGGUUGUUUCAACUUCUCUUCAGUGUUAUGUGUUUUCUACAAAGAACUGGAAUACACCACUGAUCUUUGACCUGAAGGAAGGAACAGUUAGUUUGAUUCUACAAGCGGAAAGACAUUUUCUUCUUGUAGAUGGUGGAGGACUUUAUUUAUAUUCAUAUGAAGGAAGAUUAAUUUCCUCUCCAAAAUUUCCAGGAAUGAGAACAGACAUUUUAAAUGCCCAGACAGUAUCUCUGAGUAAUGAUACUCUAGCAGUAAAAGACAAAGCUGAUGAAAAGGUUAUCUACAUAUUUGAAGCUUUAUCUGGAAAGCCAUUGGGUGAUGGAAAGCCUCUAUCCCAUAAGACGGAAAUUGUGGAGAUUGCUUUGGACCAGAAAGGACUUACAAGUGAAAGAAAAAUAGCUUUUAUUGAUAAGAACAGAGAUCUUUACAUUACUUCAGUUAAACGGUUUGGAAAAGAACAGAAGAUUGUCAAAAUAGGGACGAUGGUUCAAACUUUGGCUUGGAAUGACACGUCUAACAUUCUUUGUGGAAUUCAAGAUACCCGUUUUACAGUGUGGUACUACCCCAACACAGUCUAUGUGGAUAAAGAUCUUUUGCCAAAAACUCUGUAUGAAAAAGAUGCAAGUGAAUUUAGCAAAAAUCCCCAGAUUGUACAUUUUGUAGGAAAUCAAAUAACAAUUAGAAGAGCAGAUGGUUCACUUAUUCACCUUAGUAUUUCACCUUACCCUGCGAUUCUUCAUGAAUAUGUUAGUAGUUCUAAAUGGGAAGAUGCUGUCAGAUUGUGUCGCUUUGUCAAGGCAACAGCAACAGAUGAGGAUCAAACUAUGUGGGCAUGUUUAGCUGCUAUGGCGGUUGCCAACAAAGACAUGGCUACAGCAGAAAUUGCCUAUGCAUCAAUUGGUGAGAUUGACAAAGUUCAGUAUAUCAAUUCCAUCAAAGAUCUUCCAUCAAAAGAGUCAAGGAUGGCUCAUAUACUGCUGUUCAGUGGAAACACCCAAGAAGCUGAAACCCUGCUUCUUCAAACAGGCCUUAUUUAUCAAGCAAUUCAAGUCAACAUUAAUCUUUACAAUUGGGAUAGGGCCCUAGAACUAGCAGUAAAGCACAAGACACAUGUUGACACAGUCCUGGCUUAUCGACAAAAGUUCCUAGAGGACUUUGGUAAAAAAGAAACAAACAAAAGAUUUUUGCAAUAUGCCGAAGGUCUGGAAGUUGAUUGGAAUAAAAUCAAAGCCAAAAUAGAGAUGGAAAUUGCUAAAGAAAGAGAACGAGCAGCAGCCAGUCCCACAGUGAGAGCUAGUGUAACUGUACAGCAAUAACUGUCCUUUUGGUCACCUUAAUAAGUGCUUCUUGAAUAUUUUAUAGUGGUGUAUUUUGACAAACUUGAAUAAAAAAAGCCACAGCAAAUAUUUUGUGGGGAACAGGAGUGAGAAUUGCUGUAGUUCUUGUUAACUGUUGGAUGACAGGCAGAAUUAUUUAUUUACUGUAGUCUCAUUUUGAGCUGGGGUUAUGUUCUGAUGCCCUACCUCCAGUGAGUAGCUACAUUGUAGUCCAUAAUACAUGUAUGAGAAAAAAGGGAAAUUAACUGUCUUUCCAUUAGCGGUGCUUAAAUUUUCAUUGCCAUUAAAAUUAUUUAACCUUGGUUGCCUCUAAUUAAGUACUGAUUUCCCUGUUUAGGUACCUAGUUAAGUAGUCUGGUUAUUUCUGCAACCUCAGGGACCUCUGAAAAGACUUAUUUAAAUUGCCCUAAAACAAAUUGACCAGGCUUUUAAGUGUUGAAAAUUUAAAAAGGAGCUUGCACCUAUAAAGUACAAAAGAAUAUUUCACUUAGUUACGGUAAUACAUAUUUCUGCCUGUACGUAUGUACUAGCAAGUUCUUUAAUAGAUGAUUUCAGAUUACUUCAGCGACACAGGUUUGUCACUGUAGCAAACUAUUUAGCAAUAAAGGGUGUUUUCUGAGAUAAUGUAAGUUGUUUAAAAUACUAUGGAAUGUGCUUUGAAUGUUGCAUGAAGUAACAAAAGGUGUUGUUGGUUGGUUUUGUAGAAUCUAACACAUAUAAUUGACAACGAUAUUCAGAGCUUCCUUAAGGUUAAAAUAUCAUAUUAAUUUAAAAUACACUUAUUUUUUUCUGCCCAAAGCACUUGACUUGAAAAUACUGUUUUUACAUUUGUGUUGUUUCAUCAAGAUAUAUUUUUCUUUGUUUUCCAUGCGAAAGUGGCUGCAUAUGUUAGUUGUUCUUUGCAGAAGCCCUUUGCAUUAUAAAUACGUGAGCAGGUUAUUCAUAAUUGACAUUGUAUAAUAUGCAUCUUUCAAAUGUUACCAUUAAAAUGUUAAAUAUCUAUA
Messenger RNA from Harpia harpyja (harpy eagle), 4354 nucleotides. It is a transcript of the gene IFT80, whose product is annotated as intraflagellar transport 80. Gene Ontology annotation, molecular function: protein binding. Lineage: Eukaryota; Metazoa; Chordata; Aves; Accipitriformes; Accipitridae. The transcript is spliced from 23 exons. The record is from RefSeq and is a predicted model, not a curated record. Bases 975 to 3329 code for a protein of 784 amino acids. Gene Ontology annotation, cellular component: intraciliary transport particle B; cilium; centrosome. Gene Ontology annotation, biological process: cilium assembly.